Messenger RNA from Thamnophis sirtalis, 6946 nucleotides. The record is from RefSeq and is a predicted model, not a curated record. Lineage: Eukaryota; Metazoa; Chordata; Lepidosauria; Squamata; Natricidae.
AUAUGGAUGCUGUGCUCUCAUGACAUCCAAAGCACUUCUUCCAAAUAAAACAUGCACAGCCUUAAUGGGAAAUAGGGUCUUGGACAAGCUGAGGUUUUGCCCUGAGCCAAUUGAAGCUUAGUUAGAACUCACAAUGAAAAGAUAUAUAUGGUUUAAAUGAAAUCUAAAGUAUUAAAUUCCAAUGUAGAUUUGCUGUUUUCUAGAAUGCUAGAAGAUGACCUAAAGUUGAGCAGUGAUGAAGAAGAGAGUGACCAGCAGGCAGCACAGAAAUCUACUCUCCGGGUUCUAUCUGACAGCAGCCCUGCUAACCAGCAGUCCAGUUGUAGAAUUUUGGGUGUCUCUAACAAGGGUUCAAGCAGCAGUUCAAGUGAAUCGGACAGCAGUUCUGAAUCUGAUUCAGAGACUGAAAGCAGUUCCACAGAAAGUGACUGCAACAAGCAAUCACAUUGUUCCAGCCCAGAGCCUGAACAGUCGUCUCCUAACAAGUGGCAAUUGGAUAAAUGGUUAAAUAAGGUUAAUCCUCAUAAAGCUUCUGCUUUGAACCAAAAUGGAUUGGAGGUCUUUCAGUAUUACAGCAAACUAAAAGAAGAAAGGCAAGACAAUAAAAAUGUAUCUCCUGUUGGACAAGCCAGUUUCCAGGAAAAAGCUAUUAAGAAUCUUAGUAAAGAAGAACUGAGAUCUAGGACAACUAACUUACCCCCAGGACACAAGGGAAGAAAGCAAAAAACGCUUCUUUCUGCUGCCUCAAAAUCAGUAUCUAAAAAACAGCCAAGGAGGACAGAGAGUAGCCUGGCUGGUGAUAACUUAAACAACCAUGCAGCUGACAAUCUUGAUUUGAACCAAAUUCAUUUAGCGAAUAAUAACAUUUGUAAUCAGCCCAAGACUAGGCCUUGCAGCAGCAACAUUGAACAACAAAAAGAACCACAGUCUGUGACUGCCGUGGAAAAGAGACGCACAAGAGGUUCAGGGAAAACAGCACCGAAGUCCAAGGAAUUUAUUGAGACAGAAUCUUCAUCUUCAACUUCAUCUGACACAGAGUCCCAGUCCGAACAAGAGGAGUGUCCUUCACACAAACUACAGACCGUAGCCUCAGCAUCAGCUGGAAGUGACCAGAAACAAAAGAAUUCAAGCAAUAAUAAUGGUCACAAAAAAACCAAUAAUUGUGGUGCCUUUGGUUCCAUCAACACCAGAACUAGCAAUGAUAUAGCGAAAGAGCUGGAAGAACAGUUCUACACACUGGUUCCUUUUGGCAGGAAUGAGCUUUUGUCUCCUCUAAAAGAUACUGAUGAUGUCAAAGCACUUUGGGUCAAAAUUGAUUUGACUCUGCUCUCCAGAAUCCCACGGCAAUUACCUGAGGAGCCACUGAUCAUGAACACAGGAGUUAAAGAAGCCAUUCAAAUGCAAUAUAACAUUGCUGCUGACCUGCCAGCAGAAAAAGUGAUUCCUAAAUCCAGAAGAAAACGAAAGUAUGAAAAUGAGGAAGAAAACAGAGAGACUAAGAAGAUUCACACUGAACAAAAAUGUUCCUCCAAUUUACUUCCUUCCGCCCAAGUUAUUUCUUCACCAAAUCAUUACAAAACCAUUAAAAAAAGUUUGGCAACACCAAUAAAUAAAAAUGAGAAUAUGCUUCAGUCACCUAGUUCUCCCUUCUCUGAUGCAUCAAAGUAUAAAUUCUGUAAUGAUGAUUUAACUUCUAGCAAAACAAAUGGCAGCAACCCUUCGUCUUCCACAUCCUCAAGUAGAAAGCACAAGAAUGAGAUUAGAACUUAUCUAUAUCCUGGAGAUUUCAGUAAAGCCAUGUAUAUCAGUUCAGAAAAUACUCUGUUCUGCAACAGGACACAGUGCCAAAAAGAAUCAUGGUCAUCUAUACUGACUGUGCCCAAAAUCUGUAGGAAAUCAAAACUUAUAGUUAAUAAUGGAUUGCACAAUUUAGAUUAUUUUAUGCAGGAAGCUAAAAGAAAAAAGCAUAAAGCAGAUGCAAUGGUGGAAAAAUUUGGCAAGGCACUAAAUUAUGCUGAAGCUGCAUUAUCAUUUAUUGAGUGUGGAAAUGCCAUGGAACAAGGACCCCUGGAAUCAAAGUCCCCAUACACAAUGUACGCAGAAACUGUGGAGCUUAUCAGGUGCGUUUCUGACAAUACCCCAACAAUUGACUGGCUCUUGUGCUCAUACAGAAUACAGAUGUGUUUUCUAUCCUUUCCUUAUAGUUACCGCUGUUUGGCACUUUUGUACUGGAGAAUGUUUCAGCUCAAAAGAGACCAUGCUGUAAAAUAUUCAAAAGCUCUCAUUGAGUAUUUCAAGAAUUCAUCUAAAGUUUCUCAGGCACCAUCUACCUGGAGUGGUAGUGUGAAGUGUACAGGAACUCUUUCUCCCAUAUCACCCAGUUUGUCUCCGCUGAGCUCAGUUGGGAGCACUGGAGCUCCUUCCCCUUCCUCCAUCAUCAGCAUUCCUCAGAGAAUACACCAGAUGGCAGCCAACCAUGUUAGUAUCACCAACAGCAUCUUACACAGUUAUGACUACUGGGACAUGGCUGACAAUCUUGGCAAGGAAAACCAAGAUUUCUUUAAUGAUUUGGAUGCACUGAUGGGAGCUAUCACAUUGCACAGCUCUAUGGAGCAUCUGGUUCAGUAUACACAUCAAGGCCUUGACUGGAUAAGGUGUAGUGCUCAGUUAUCCCCAUGAUGGUUCUUCUCGUCUGGACACUAAGCUCACAAUACAGAUAAUUAGUUAUUCUAGACACUGUGCUACAGAAAUACUCAACUGCAGCAUUGCUUCAAACACAAUGUGAAUAUUUUGUUAACAUUGGACAAUAUUGUUUCAGAAAGCAAAAAUAGGUCUGGGUAUUAUGCAAAUUUGUCUUUUCCAGGCCAUUGUUCUUUUAAUUAUCUCCAAAUAUCACUUCCUCAGCAAGAAAAUUAAGCAUAGCUACAUUAGAAAAAACUCUCACACAUACAAUAUACACAUUCCUUCAAUAUUUAGAAAACCAAAGCUUAAUUUUAUGGAUUGAUUUAUUCAAAUGUAGUACCUGUUGUUAGCAAUCUCUUAGAGCAAUUUUUCCUCCAUAUUUAUAGAUCUCUAUGUCACUUUUGUAAAGAGAGACUUAAUGAAUGAUUAAGGACAGCUUCAGUGACAAAUUCUGAGUAAAAUAAAAUAAAAUGUAAAGUACACAUUACAUUUUAAAAGGAACUUGUGGCCAUUGACUUUGCCAGGCAAUACUUGGAUGCCAGUUUGCUUGCAAACUUGACUCACCUUCUUCCUAUUGCAUUAUUAAGUAGUAACCUUGAAAUUGGGAGCAUUAGCAGUUUUGGAGUUCUAGUGUUCAAAUAUGCAUUUUUUACAGAUUUGUUUGACAUACGAUAUCAGAAAAAUGCAACAUUGAAAUACUAAAUAUGUCUGCAACAAUUAUCCUUGUUAGUGAAACAGUAUGUAGAGCAUCAGUCUUCCAGAUUAAAAUUCUGUGGCACCAUUGGCAGCCUGAUCAAACUACAAGCCCCCCCCCCUCCAUCCAUACUUGUGAGUUCUUCAUGAUGGACCCAAAUACACAGAGAAGAACUGCGACCUUUUGUGCUCUUAAACAGUUCAGCUCUUAAAAAUGUUCAGUAUUUGUUCUUCAAAUCUUGUUUUUUAUAAAGCCAGAUUUACACUUUUGCAAAUAGUUUAUUAAGCAAAAAACGUAUUUUUAAAGAGUAAAGAAGGGUGGAGUGAAUACAUAUAUCAGAACAAAACUUUGUGAAAGUGUUAAUUUUUAUGUGGAAGAGCAUUUCAAGGCCAGCUGUAGCUGAUUCCACCCAAUUUCAAAGCAAAGGAGCAUUUUAAUAUACAGUUUAAAAUAACAGCUUACUUGUAAUAUGUUCCCCUUUAUUGUAUCUAUUGUAUUACAUUCAGUUCUUCUAUCUUUGCAGAAAACUGCUUUACUAUCAUGCUCUGAUGCAUCAAGAAGGGCUCCAUUAGACUGGUUCAUCUGAGGCACCCGAUGGAUCCAUUUGGUUUCCAGAAAGUGCUGGAGAAUUCUCUGAAUCUUUGGUGGACAGGUCAUUCAAGCUUUGGUCCCUUCCUGGAAUGAGCGUAGAUUGCACCGGAAAGCCACUUGGUACACACCAGGGGUGGUAUACACUUACCUUCCCUACCGAUUAGCAAAUGUGAGCGCAUGUACCACCUCUGCUCGUGUGCAGAUCCUUUUGCACAUGCACUUUUGGUGAAAAAAGGGCCUAAAUGGGAUGCCAUAGAGCCAAACACAGGUGGGCGGAGCUACCCACGAUUUUAGCUACUGGUUAGGGCGACCCGGUCCGAACCAGUAAAAUACCACCUCUGGUACACACUGAUCUAGGUGGAGAAAAACAAAGAAUAGGUCCAAUCAAACACUUUUAAAAGCCUAUGUUAGAAUUUAGGUCAUGCACUAAGGGUGGCAAAAUGUAAUUAUUUUUCUGCACAAUGCAUCUGCAGAAUGUAGUUUAGCAGUCUUUUGUAGAAUGAUUAUGUAAUUUUCUAUUAAGUGAAAGAAAGGCAUUCAGAAUAUUUCUGGGACGGUCCUUCUUUUGUUUUCUAGUAAGUAAUCAGUAAAAUUUUACAAAUUUAGCUCACUCUGUGACGUAGCUGUACAAUUUUGUCACCUUGCCAUAAGUGCAAUGUUUGUAUAGCUGUGCUAGUCCAGUAGAAUGGCAUUCCUACUAAGGUUUGAAUGGUUUAAAACCCCAUUGGGCUUCUGUAAUCUGUGAAAAUUCAACUUUUCAGAAUUCACUGGUAGUCUUUCCUGAUUGUUUAAUCCUGUAGAAUUGGUUAUUUUCCCUGACAUAUGAUCAGGCAGCCUUAUGAUCUGUUUUGUUACUUUAUUGCUGUUUUAUGGUUCUUUCAACCUUAGCAUUAUAAAGCCAUUUUCUGUGAUUGAAGGGAUCAAAGGUAUAUAAUUCAGGAUCCUCUGUUAAAAGAGGCUCAUAGCAGAUUUCUACGCUGGGUUCCUAAAAUGCCAAGUUCUGGAAUAAUUGAGUAAAUUAAGUGCUCAUUAUUGGAAACUAUAGAAAGAAUUGCCAUUAAUUUAUAUAACUAGUGUAAUAUCAUAUAUCUUAGAUUAUAGAUAAGUUAUGUUUAAAAAGAAUAAACUCGAGACUAUAAUUAGGCAAAUAAACAUUUUAAAUUAUAGAAAAUUACUGCAUAUUAUUCGCCCAUUCUUGAUUUAAGAACUAAUAGAAGGGAAGAUGUAGAUUUGCAAACAGAAAAAUAAUAAUUUAUAGAGCUACUUCCUCAACAGAAUUAUCAAUAACAAGGAUUGAAAAGAACCUUAGAAGUCAUCUAGCCCAAACUUCUAUCCACUGUAGGAAGUGCAUUAUUAUAGCAUCCCAAGCCGAUGAUGUUCCAGCUUCCAAUUAAACAUUGUCAGCACAUUUAACUGUGAUGGUGAAGGAAAAGUGAGGAUAAUUGAUGUAGCCACACUGGAGGAUAGUAGAUUAGAACACAAAGAACUGAAGAAGAUAUGAAAAUAAAAAUUGAAAGAUUAUGGCAUAAAUUGGCUAAGAUGGUCCAAGUGGUAAUCGGCACACUGUGAUCAAAUCAAAUCAAACCAAAAUAGCUUGGAUGGCAUGUACAAAGUUUGCUUAUUGACAGAAUUUCCCUCUAUCAGUUGCACAAGGCCACACUCCUUGGUCCCACACUGAUAUUAUGCCGAUAAAAUACAACAUUCUAUAUUCUUGGGAUGAACUCAACGUGUACAAAGGCUAACACUAGCUAAAGAAUGAGUAGUUGUGAUAUGACAUUACUAUGCAUAUAGUAAUCAGAUAAUAUCUGCCUAUCCCAGGUCCUUGGGAAGAACUUGAUAGGUAGAUAAAAUGCUAAAUGCAGUCUAAGUAUAUAUUGACUAUGCAAUCAUUUUUAUAAAUCAAACCAACAAUAUCCUAGGACAGCCUGCUCAGACAAAUCAAAUUCAAUUGGUUUAGUUUAUUUAAUAGUAUGGUGAUAGACCAAAUACAUGAAAUUAUAAAAAGAAGAAAAAACCCACAGAUAUUCAUUGAAAGCCAAUUUGUGCCUCAACUAAGCACAAUUAAGUCCAGAAAUGUCAGAUCAGAUUUCUGGAAGAACAAUUAAGUCCAGAAAUGUCUGACUGUCAUUAUGAUAGUACAAAACUUAGCUACAAUUCUAGGGACUCCCAGUUGGAUUGUUUAGUAGGUAAUGCACAAUUGCCAUAUGAGAAUGGAUAGUUUGUAAUGAGAAAGGAGAUAAGCACUGCCUCCUCUAGGAUUAUAGACAGAGCAGUUCAGAAUUACGUGCAGUACUGUUUCAAUUGCAGAAUCUGAGUAGAUACACACAUUCUAUGGAAUGAAUGAAUACUGCUGAAGCCACCCCUGAGGCAAAACAUCCAGACUUAUCAGUAUGAAGGCCCUCAUUUGAGCCAAGGUUAUUAAAUUAUAUUUGUAGUCUGCUGCAAACUAUCCACUAUCUCAACAACUUUGAUAAAAUUCAUGUUAUAACUUUAUAUUUUUACCCUAUGAAUCUUAGUCCGUUUUUAGCACACACUUUCUCUUAAUUAGAAAGCAGACUGAGUCAUGGUUCUUUUGUUGCCAGCAUGGUUAUGGAAAACAGAAGCAACAGUUAGUUUUCUUCUAAGGCUUUGCCCAACCUUGUUCACAUCCAAGCAGCUUAAAAGUACAUUCCUUCUGUAUGGCAUUACAGUGGCAUGUUUUUAUUGUUUACAUUGAACAACGUAAUAAACUAAAAUAUGUUGUACAGUAAUUUAUGCUGUAAACUAUAUGUGUGUGUAUGUACAUUGAAAUCAUUUUCCUCCCAGUCCGCAAAGGUGCUCCAGAAAGUAACAGCAAUAUUUCUUGUAUGACGUGGACCACUCUCUUGCUUUAUUUUCCAAAAGUUGGGGAGAUAAUUCUGGGUAACUGAAAUUAAUUUGAAUAUAUAUAUGUAUAUGUAUACACACACACACCCGUAUAUGUGUGAAUAUAUUUGUGUG